ACCUGUCGUUCCAUGGUGUGUUUAAUGCCCGCCCUUUCCUGCAAAGAGAUCUUCUCUAUUACACAACCUGAUAAUCAUUAUUAUAAUCUUUCUUCCGUUGCUUAAACCUCCAAAAAAUAACUGCACUCUUAAAAAAGUUGCUUGUCUUGAUCUUUUACUUUACUGUUUUCAUAUAAUUUUACUUUUAAAAGCCAUCUUUAAUCAAAACUCUUUUUUCUCCCCCUUCGUUCCAUUGCUGCGGGUGCAGGGAUCUAGUUGCAGUUAUUGCAUCCUCUUUGGAACCCCUCUCUCAACGGUUCUUAGCAUGUUGGGAAUCUUCCUUAUUACUUUCUAACUUAGCAUCACUGCCCCCGACAUUCCACCCAAAACCACAGCAAGUCCUUACAUUCCAGUCAUCCCCAACAUUCUUCUCUAUAAAACUGCUUGGCUUUCUCUUAAUUUUGGUAGAUCAAAUCCGUAAGUCCAGCCACAGUCCUUCCGGGUCAGAUUCCAUUUUGCAUUUCUCAUUCAACCAGACAAAACGAGUUUAUGUUUAUAUUCCUCACUUCCUAACUCCCACCCCACACUCUCUUCCAAUGAGAUUUUUCCUGUUAAACUGUUCUUGCAAAGUCAUUGCAGUUUUUACAUUAUAAAAGUCGCGUUGUAUCUAAAAUUUUCGUUUUGAUGCUCCUUAUUGCAACUUAAUCUUGAUUCUCUUUAUCCUGCUGACGACAACAGGGAAGGCUGCCAAUAACAAUGAAAGACGAAUCCUACUCAGCAAAUAACUUUUUACGUGAGAGAUAGUGUUUGACUCCUGCUCUUCAAGUGGAUGUGAAGGACAGCAAGGAGGAUGUUUGAUCGAAAUAAACAAGCCGAUGAAGCCUCUGCUGCUUCAGCACAACAUAUAGAAAGAAGAGGUAAUGAAGGCUCUCUACAACAGGAGAGAGGUAGCAGCAUGCAAGCACCAGAGCUGGCUGGGCCUGGGGUACCUGUCAUACAGAACAGACAAGGCUAUUGCAACUGUUGCCAUGUACACUACAGUAAUCUUGAACAGCACGUGUACAGUACCCAGCACAGGCACUUUGCCACUUACUGCAGGAAUCGUACGGGCACAACUAGCCUGAUGGAGCGUUUCCUGCAAGAUGUUUUGCGGCACCAUCCCUAUAGAUACCAUGAUAACAGACCGACUCACGACGACAUACCUAUCAGCAACUCCCAACCUCUUCCCAGGAAUGAGGCUCUUUUGCCGGUGAAAGUGCUGGAGAAGGAAAGUGCCAUUAGCAAGGGAGAAGAACCGAGCACCGACAGUGCAUUGACUGCGGAGUCAGGCUGCUUGACUUCCCAGAGAUCACACGAGGAACUGAAAGAGGCUCCUGGGCCAGUCACACUUCUCCAUACGCUAGAAGAAAGGGGGAAAGUGCGCAGCCAAGGAACUUCGCAGCAAACUAUAGACAUCUCUUGCACUACAAGAAAUCAUGUUGCAGCAGAUGGAACUCCGACUGAAAGUAGUAGCCAUAAAACCCCACUUGCAGCAGUGAACCCCUUAGCCUGCCCAUCAUCCAUUAGCCACUCACCACCCCCUCCAACGCUUGCAAAAAAUGUGAGGCAUUCAGUAAUACCAGAUUUGGCUUCACAGAACAGGUGUGAGCAAACCAAGCAGAGCAUAUGCGAUCAAGAUGGAUUGCUGAUGCCAAAUUUGAGCCCCGUUUUGCAGUCUCCCCAAAGAACUGUUUCACAUUCACAAGAUGGAUUACCGAUUCCAAAUUUGAGCCCCGUUUUGCAGUCUCCUCCAAGAACUGUUUCACAUUCACAAGAUGGAUUACCGAUUCCAAAUUUGAGCCCCGUUUUGCAGUCUCCUCCAAGAAUUGUUUCACAUUCACAAGAUGGAUUACCGAUUCCAAAUUUGAGCCCCGUUUUGCAGUCUCCUCCAAGAAUUGUUUCACAUUCACAAGAUGGAUUACCGAUUCCAAAUUUGAGCCCUGUUUUGCAGUCUCCCCCAAGAACUGUUUCACAUUCACAAGAGAGUCCUGUGUGUAAUCAAGGCAACUCUUUAAUCUCAGGUCAGGUUUUUUUAAAACAAGGUGGCUUACAGGCUCAGGAUGAAACUCAGAUCUCCGACUUCUGUCUCAGGGACUCCAGCAACCCUGUGGGUACCGGUAACUCGCUGAGUUUUCAAGCAGUUCCCCAGUUUUCAGAGGGAAAAGAAAACCAGCUGAGCAGAAGCGCAGAAACUUCUGUAGAUGAAAUCAUUGGCGAAGUCAUUCUGAGACAGUGCUGUGAAACUUCUCCCAAAGAGUUGCCUCUCAGAGACGAAGAGAUGGACCCAUGCGUAAAUAUCCUGUCACUUCUGGACCACAGCAGUGUUCAUGGAUCAGAUGUAAGCUUUGAUUGUGAUGCAAAUGCUCAGUCAGGAGCACACCUGCCUAAGGCAGCUGUUAAAAAUCUAGAAUUGCUCAAAGAGGUUCAAGUAAAUUUACAAGAUGAGAAGUAUUGCUCCCAGCUCAGUUCCAUUCUUCAAAAUAACUCUGUGCAGCAAACAACAGAAGCAGAACCAGAACCAGAAGCAGAUGUGUCCAUUCAUCAUCAAGAACCAGUUCUCCCAGCUUUGCCCCAUGUGCCUCCUUCCUUUGUAGGAAAGACAUGGUCCCAGAUCAUGUACGAAGAUGAUAUGAAAAUCGAAGCCCUUGUGCGGGAUUUCAGGGAAGGUCGCUUCCGCUGCCACUUUAAUUCCAAGUCCUUGGCUAAUGGUGCAACAACAAGGAAGAAGAAGGAAGAAGAAGAAGAAGAAAGGAAAAUCAGUGCAAUUGCAGCGGAGGAAUUGGAGGCUGUGUCGGAUAAAGGCCUUCCGGAAUUUGGCUCUGACUUCAGCAACUCUCCUGCUGCCUCAGAAACACAACACAUUCCAGAAACAGUAAAGAAGCCUCAAAAAAGGACUUGGCGCCUUGCCUCAAGAUGCCAAGUAGUCAAGGUUAGCCAUGGCACACAAACUAGCUUGCUGAACUAUCCCAUAGUGAAACACAAAACCAUUAGAAGAGACCAUGAGCAGCCAGAUCCGAAAGGUUACUUUGUAUGGUCAGAGAAUGAGAAGACACCCACCAUGAAAACUAGGCUCUGUGCCCUCAAGCUUCCUGAGUCUUACACCAAAAUUCUGAACCCUUUGCAGCCCCAAACCACAGUCUAUGUUCUUUCCUGUCCAGAGAUGAAAUUGUCUAGGAGCAACGCUGAAGACAUUCCCAAAAGGAGAAGAUGCUACAACUCCACAGAUAGUAAGGACUCCAUAAGGUACAAAUACAAACAGACUUCUAUUAAGUAUUAUGACCCACUGACGAACCGAGUUUUAAAAACUCCUCCCAGGAGUGUCGCUGGAGGAAAGGCAAAGAAGGCUUCGCAUGUCCGGCAGCUAUUCAGGAGUCUCAGCCUUGAUGCAAACGGGAAGAAGCGAGCCGAUACGCAGUAUGAAUGCAUAGCACCAAAGUCCUUCAAUUCACCAGAUUUCAAUGGUUCGUCAACACCUCUCACGCCGGAUCCAGUUAAGGAGAAAGAUAAGAAUUCAAGUCAUAAGACGGACGACUCUUCUGUUUCCCCAGAGAAGUCUGAGUGUCUGGUAUGUAGCAGUUCAGAGAAAUCCUAUAAGCACCUAGUUCUUUCACCACUGAACUCCCACCGAUCCCAGCGGGACGGUGACUUUAGGUUAACUCCCUUCAAUAGGCAGAGGAGAAAGGACAGUAGUCGAGAGCCAGGGUUUUCAAAAAAAGCUGCAGGACUAGCUAUUGUAAGGCGUUGCCUCAUUCGGAGAGGGAUCCGGAAACAGCCACCCAGGACUACAACUCAGGCAAGGGAGGGGAGGAUGAGAAAGAUUUAUUGUGCUGCAAAAUCCUCUGGCUUGUCCAUUUCCAGGCAUCAAACAAAGAAAGCUACUGUAGCAAAGCACCUUAAGAAAGAAAAGCUUGAUGCUAAAAAGUUAAAGGCGGCAAGCGAACCCAAGGGGACACUUUUGAAUGACGCAGCUAUUGUGGGGGUGGACAUUUCUGAAGAGAGGCAGGGAACCACUCAAGGGCUUCAUCCAAAGUGAAAAAAUUAAGGAGGUUACUGGAGGCAAAAAUCUGCUUUGCACUGUGAAGUGUUUCCCAAACCACACCGACAUGGAUGUUGAUUUUCCCUACUAAGAGGCACUCAAGAACAGGCCGAAGAGGUGGAAAGUGGGAGGGCUUUUCAGAAACCUUUUGCUGCGCCAGAGCUAGAAACUGAACAAGUUCAAGGUCCGACAACAAGCGUACAAACUGUUCACGUUGCUGCUCUGGUGGCAUGCUGCACAUUGCACUGUUCUAUUAUGUAGAAGUUACAAAAAAAUGUGUAUUUGUUUGUUUGAAAGCACUAAAAGGUCCUGUUUAAUAGGCUCCCUUGCAUCUUUGCCACAGCAGAGAAAUGUUGAACUUGAGUUGUACGUUAUUCUACCUGAAGGGAAUGUAGUGCACUAAGUUUCGGAAGUGAAUACAUUUGCCUUGUACAUAAGACUCAGCUUUUCAUACCUAGCUGACAAGAAACCCACCAAAACUUUACUCCACAAUGGCUUGCGUCCCUUGAGCAGAAGACAUCCCUUGCAUGUGUGUGCGAGGAUCACCAGUCCUCCCCCCUUCCUUGUCUACACAGCUCUACACAGGCACCCUGCUGCUCUGGAGGAUCCCUAACAUCUGGAGUCAGUUUGGGGGGGAACUGCAGUUGGGAAAUUGGACAGCCUCACGACGUUAGCAGAAGUGCCUUCAGCUUGUAAUGUGUGGUCGCUGGAUCCAAGCCCAAGAGCUAGGAUCAAAAAAUUAAACGGAAUUGUAUUUCA
Podarcis raffonei (Aeolian wall lizard) is the source of this 4813-nucleotide messenger RNA. It is a transcript of the gene ZDBF2, whose product is annotated as zinc finger DBF-type containing 2. Gene Ontology annotation, molecular function: zinc ion binding; nucleic acid binding. The record is from RefSeq and is a predicted model, not a curated record. The coding region runs from base 830 to 4051 and encodes 1073 amino acids. Lineage: Eukaryota; Metazoa; Chordata; Lepidosauria; Squamata; Lacertidae. Gene Ontology annotation, biological process: genomic imprinting; epigenetic programming of gene expression. The transcript is spliced from 7 exons.